Messenger RNA from Hibiscus syriacus, 1066 nucleotides. Its product is annotated as probable membrane-associated kinase regulator 5. The transcript is spliced from 3 exons. The record is from RefSeq and is a predicted model, not a curated record. Gene Ontology annotation, cellular component: plasma membrane. Bases 134 to 1018 code for a protein of 294 amino acids. Lineage: Eukaryota; Viridiplantae; Streptophyta; Magnoliopsida; Malvales; Malvaceae.
CGUCAUCAAAGGAAGUGCAAAGAGUCCUUUCUUAAGAGCUUUUUAAACUGCUAAAAAUCCCCCCCCCCCAAAGAAGAAAAACCCUGAACAUUCACACUCAUUUUCUCUUUAGAUUCUUUCUCUGUUUUCUUCCAUGGAAGCUCUGAAUUUUCUGAGGUUUUGGAAACAUGGUCACGGUGUUCGUAAACUGAACCUAACCCAAACUUGUAAUGGAAACGGCGGCGCCACCACCGCCGCCGCCGCUGCUAAUGAGUUCGAUGAAGACGACGACGCUUUCAUCGACUUGGAGUUUCCUUUGCGUGACUCUGAAGAUAAAGGGAAUGCUAAGAAUGCUGAAGCUCGUUGUUUGUCUCCCAAUGAUCAUUUGUCGAAAAGGAAGAUUUUGCCGAUCGAGCCAGUCUCCAAGCCUCAAUCGCCCGUCGCUCUUUUGAAAUCGGCCCAGAAAUUUCGAGUCUUUCAUCCCAAGAAGACGAAAGCAGAGACACCGAAGCACGAAAAGCAAGGUGGCGGCAACCAUUUCACUAGAGAAAACAGUUUGCGGAGAACAGACGGCGAAAUCGACGAUUCCUCGAAGAGAUUGUCCAAGGACCUGGUGCACAAAUACUUGAACGUUAUCAAGCCCUUGUACACAAAAAUCUCCAAGGUAGGAAUCUCCGGUGACUCUUCAAUGUUAUCUCCGGCGGAUUCUCCGGUGACGGUGUAUUCCACGAAGGAAAAAAAGGGGAAUACUAGAGGGGUCUAUAAACAUCUGGGAAAGAGCAAAUCGUCGUCAGCUGCAGCAUCGCAGAUUAACAGGAGAGAUGAUUCGUUGCUUCUACAACAUGAUGGGAUCCAAAGCGCCAUUUUGCAUUGCAAGAGAUCUUUCAAUUCAUCAAGAGAAUCUUCAUGGUUGUCGAGAUGCGCAAGCGAUUCUUCUUCACAAGAGAAAUUAAGCAAUGCUUCUUCAACAGAUUUUUCCCUGUUUUCACGAGCUACAAGCAAUUCCGCGAGAACAUCCAGCGAAGAACAUAGACUGUGAUCUUCAAUAUGAUAAUGAUGUAAAACUCUUAGAAAGUGUAGUGUUGUU